AUGGCCGCCGCUGCCGCCGUCCCGGACGGCGUCUCCUCCUGCGGGAGCACCAACAUGCGCCGCGCCGACCACCUCCCUCAGCUCCCGAUCCCGCUGCCCUGCAUGGGCGAGCCCACCGCCGCCUCUCGCGUCUCGCCGGGCUCCUCCCCGGCCCGCUCUGAGGCCUCGCGGGGCGCCCCUUGCUACAACGCCGACGCCGAGUCGGACCCAGAGGCAUCGAAUACCGCCGCCGCCGAUCACUACCGCUGCUCAUCCAAACUUCCCACAGCCUCCCGCCUACUUUCGCCGAUGGAGCCCCACCUGCCUGCUGACCUCGCGCGCCUCCUCAAGACCCGACCGCUCCGCGCCAUCCUUUCCAACGCGUCCACCUAUCGCGCCGCACGCCACCUAUUCGACGCGGUGCCCCGCCCGACAGCCGCACUGUGCUGCGCUUUCCUCUCUGGUCUCUCAAAGCUCUCGCUGCACCAGGAGUUCAUCGAGGUCGUCUCCUCGCUGCACCGUAGGGGUGGCGCCAUCCCAUCUGGCUGCAUCCCGCUUGUCCUGAAGUCCUGUGCGCUGUCGGCAGCGUCCUGCCAGGGCAGGCAAACGCAUUGCCAUGCCCUUGUGCGUGGGAUGCUAGGAGAUGUGUUCGUGCAAACUGCUCUGGUCGAUUUCUACGCCAAGAAUGGGGACAUGGACUUAGCUGUGAUGGCCUUCAAGGAAAUGCCGGUGAAGGACCCAAUACCGAUAAAUUGUUUGAUCACUGGGUACUCCAAAUCAGGGGAUGUGGAAGAGGCAAGAAGGCUUUUCAAUAGUAUGCCGAGAAGGACAUCUGCUUCCUGGAAUUCGAUGAUUGCCUGCUAUGCACAUUUUGGAGAGUUCCAGGAAGCAUUUACAUUGUUUGAUCAGAUGUUGCGUGAGGGUGCAAGUCCAAAUGCUAUCACUAUCACAACGGUGUUCUCCAUUUGCGCCAAGACUGGUGAUCUUGAUACUGGAAGGCGGGCAAGGGCGUGGAUCAGGGAGGAGGAUUUGCAGAACGUGAUAGUCCACACUGCUUUGAUGGAAAUGUACAUCAAGUGCCGUGCUAUCGACGAGGCACGUCAUGAGUUUGAUCGGAUGCCACGAAGGGAUGUCGUAGCAUGGAGCACCAUGAUUGCUGGUUAUUCACAAAAUGGGAGACCACAUGAAUCUCUUGAGCUGUUUGAGAGGAUGAAAGCAACCAAUUGCAAGCCAAACGAAGUUACUCUUGUUGGUGUAUUGUCUGCUUGUGCUCAGCUGGGUUCUGAUGAACUUGGAGAACAGAUUGGUAACUAUAUCGAGAGUCAGACACUGCCACUAACCAGCUAUCUAGGAUCUGCUCUGAUUGACAUGUACACCAAGUGCGGGCAUGUUGCCAGAGCUCGCAAUGUCUUCGACCGGAUGGAACAAAAGGUGGUCGUUACAUGGAACUCCAUGAUCAGAGGCCUAGCACUGAACGGCUUUGCAGAAGAUGCAAUCACCUUGUACAGAAAGAUGGUAGGAGAUGGGAUUCAGCCCAAUGAAGUCACCUUUGUCGCGCUAUUGACAGCAUGCACGCAUGCUGGCUUGGUAGACAAAGGCAUAGAAUUCUUCGAAGAGAUGAAGAAGAAGCAACAUGUCUCUCCUCAAGUUGAGCACUGCGCUUGCAUAGUGGACCUCCUCUGCAAGUCUGGCAGGCUGUGGGAAGCCUACAAGUUCAUCUGCGACAUGGAAGUUGAACCAAACGCGGUGAUUUGGAGCACGCUGCUCAGCGCCUGCAGAGUCCACGUGGACGUUGAGCUUGCCAAGCUCGCCGCGGGCAAGCUUGUGGCACUGGAGCCCAAUAACUCGUCGAUCUACGUUCUGCUGUCCAAUAUCUAUGCUGACGCAGGGCUCUGGGGUGAUGUGAGGGAGAUCAGAGACCUGAUGAGGAGCAAGAACUUGCAGAAGCUGUCCGCCUACAGUUGGAUCGAACUAGACGGCGAGGUGCACAGGUUCCUGGUACAGGAUACGUAUCACCCAAGGUCAGCUGAGAUUUACAACGUCGUCGAUGGCCUGGGCUUGCAGUUGGAGAGGACUAGUCCUGAUCAUGAAUUAAUUUCAGAGGAGUACAACUGUAUAGAAGUGCCCAGCCCAGUAACAACUUUACUUAGCACCUGGGUGGCUGGGUCUCUCAAGCACGAGACGGCCAGAGCACCAGAUUCCGUUCCCCUGAACCCGAUCGAGAUGGAAUCGGAAGCUGACAGGGCCGUGGCGCCGGCGCCGGCAGUCGCCGCGGAGACCAGCGACGACGCCAUCCAGGAGGAAUCUCCAGCCACGGCCCCUUCCUCAGAAGGGAAGCCCGGAUCAAGGGCGGCGGCCUCGGCGCCGGAGGUGGAGGUGCAGCUGUUCCGGCGCGGGCGUCCGGUGGCCGUGUUCCGGUCGCAGCUGGGAGGGUAUACGCAGGACCAGCUGGAGGUGGGCGACAUCCUGGAGCAGCACGGCCUCAAGUCCGUCUUCGCCUUCGACCCCGCCGCCCGCAAACGCGGCGUCGCCAUCCGCUUCAACCCCCGCAACGGCCGCUCCCUCCUCACCUACGCCCCUGGCUCCACGAUCUUCCUAGACGGCGAGCCCAAGCAUACCUUGUCUCCUAUAAGCCCAUCGAAGAUGGUGAUUGGCGUCGCUGCUAUGACUGUGGUAGCUGCAGUGCUACUGAAGCAGGCCAAGAUGCCAGAGUGGCUUCAGUCAUCUAAGCUUGGCAACGUGAGCUUCCCACCAUGGGUGCUGGCUUGCUUUGUCAUCGUGUUCAUGAGGCUUCGGAAGAGAACCAAGGAUGUCAUGAAGAAGUUUGGCUGGGCCUCAUGA
This is a messenger RNA of Miscanthus lutarioriparius, 2820 nucleotides long. The record is from the annotation of a GenBank genome assembly. NCBI's taxonomy places the organism in Eukaryota, Viridiplantae, Streptophyta, Magnoliopsida, Poales, Poaceae.